AUGAGGCCUGAGAACCAGAGCAGCGUGUCCGAGUUCCUCCUCCUGGGGCUCACACUCCGGCCAGGGCAGCAGGGCGUGUUCUUCACCCUGUUCCUGGGCAUGUACCUGACCACGGUGCUGGGCAACCUGCUCAUCAUCCUGCUCAUCAGGCUGGACUCUCGCCUGCACACGCCCAUGUACUUCUUCCUCAGCCACUUGGCCUUCUCUGACAUCUCUCUUUCCUCUGUCACUGUCCCAAAGAUGCUCGUGAACAUGCUGACUCGGCGACAAUCCAUCUCCUAUGUGGGAUGCAUUUCUCAGUUAUAUUUUUUCAUACUCUUUGGUUCUCUUGACAAUUUCCUUCUUGCAGUGAUGGCAUAUGACAGGUAUGUGGCCAUCUGUCACCCUCUGCACUACACCACCAUCAUGCGGGGGUGGCUGUGUGUGCUGCUGGUGUGUGGCUCCUGGAUGGUUGCCUCUGUCCACGCCCUCUUUCAUACCCUCCUCUUGAGGAGGACCAUGAGAAGAGAUAACCAGAGCAGCGUGUCCGAGUUCCUCCUCCUGGGCCUCCCCAUCCGGCCAGAGCAGCAGGGCAUGUACUUCACCCUGUUCCUGGGCAUGUACCUGACCACGGUGCUGGGCAACCUGCUCAUCAUCCUGCUCAUCAGGCUGGACUCUCGCCUGCACACGCCCAUGUACUUCUUCCUCAGCCACUUGGCCCUCACUGACAUCUCCUUCUCCUCUGUCACUGUCCCAAAGAUGCUCAUGAACAUGCAGACUCAGGAUCAAUCCAUUCCCUAUGCAGGGUGUGUAACACAGAUGUAUUUCUUCAUAUUUUUUGGUUGUAUUGAUAACCUUCUUCUUGGAGUGAUGGCAUAUGACAGGUACGUGGCCAUUUGUCACCCUCUACACUACACCACCAUGAUGCGAGAAAAACUGUGUAUCUCACUAGUGGCUGGGUCCUGGUUAUUUUCAUGCAGCAGCGCAAUGUCUCACACUCUCAGCCUGGCCAGGCUGUCCUUCUGUGCUGAUCACACUAUCCCUCAUUUCUUUUGUGAUCUUGCAGCUCUGCUCAAACUGUCCUGCUCUGACACCUCCGUCAAUGUGCUGGUCAUCUUCACUGUAGGGGCCCUCGGUAUCAUUAUACCACUGACUGGCAUCCUCGUCUCCUAUGUCCGCAUUGGGGUCUCCAUCCUGAGGGUCCCCUCUACCAAAGGGAUCUGCAAAGCCCUGUCUACCUGUGGUUCCCACCUCUCUGUAGUAUUUCUAUUCUAUGGGACAAUUAUGGUUCUGUACAUUUUCCCAUCAUCAAACAACUCCAAUGACAAAAACAUAAUUGCCUCCGUGAUGUACACAGUGGUGACCCCCAUGCUAAACCCCUUCAUCUACAGCCUGAGAAACAGAGACAUGAAAGAAGCUUUGGGGAAACUUUUCAGGAGGGAGAUACUUUUCUCCAAGUGA
Molecule: messenger RNA, 1440 nt
Organism: Molossus molossus (Pallas's mastiff bat)
Lineage: Eukaryota; Metazoa; Chordata; Mammalia; Chiroptera; Molossidae
Product: olfactory receptor 1J4-like
Exons: 2
Coding region: 1-1440 (479 amino acids)
Biological process (GO): G protein-coupled receptor signaling pathway
Cellular component (GO): membrane
Molecular function (GO): olfactory receptor activity; G protein-coupled receptor activity
Source: RefSeq, a predicted model, not a curated record